AUGGAAGCAGUGGUUAUAAAGCUUACCCACAUUUUCCCCUCACCAGUACGAAGAGGUGGCAACACCACAUUGCGGUGCACACUGAUUGGAAAUUCAUACAAGAAAAUCAGAGGAGCUGUACUUAAUAAUGCCUAUGUAAUACAACAGACUGCCAUUCAACUUGCUGAAAUAAACCAAACGACGUUGAUUCAGUGGUAAGUUACAAUAACAAACCUUGAAGACCUUUAUUCCCUUGUAUGAACAAUUUAAACAAAACGUAAUCUUAUGAAAACAAAAAUGAUUCAAUCAGAAUUCAUCAGAACACAGUCGAGAAUAAGUACUUCAUUUUUCAGUCUGAGAGUUUCUAAUUGAGUUCUUGAGGUCAGUAUUCAUGAUUGCCUUCCAGGUGCAACAAGCGUUCAAGAAAACAGGAGGAGGACGUCCUCAAACAAGGUAUUACUCUACCUUCUCCAGUGGCAUCCACUAAUACUACAUUGCCACAGCCGAGUGUCAACCAAGAGAAACAUACCUUCCAUCUGCCAGUCAACACAGCAGGCCAAGCAUUUGUAAGAAAGAUAACCAGGCCUUCAGUAUUACCUAAAUUACCUCAGUUGCAUUCAGCAAAUGUGAUCGUCGUGAGCCCCUUCGGGCCUGUAACCGCAACCCCUGUUACAAUUGCAGUACCUGCAGUACCAAUUCCUGCUAGCACCUAAAGUUACAGGAAGAGAAAAGAGGAGGAGGCAAAAGCGUCCGCAGUGCCACUAAAAAAGUACAGGCCAAGAACUGGGGCCUCUGAAUGUUCAAAAUGUCAGAAGGAUAGAACAUCUGCCACAGGACACCAUCAGUAAUUGGGUAACUGGUUUUGUCCCCAAACUGCAACAGAAACCUACGAGGGUUGGAGAGCUCGCUUACAAACAGAAAAAGAAUAUAAAAAAACAUAAGCAAUCAAUAGUUAUGUUCAAACUACCAUUAGCCGAUUUCUAAAGACACGGCUCACCAUUCAAUAGAUUGUAAUUAAAACCCUGCCAAGGUUACCGUUAUUGAUCAGCAUUGAGUCAAAUGUAAAAAUAUGUGAUUUUAUAUUUACACCUUACAAUAUCAAAAUAUUCUUACUUAACACAAUUGUUUUGAUAAUACCGUCGUUUGCAAGAGUGAUUAUUUUGUUGUAUAGUUACACAUCAAUUUUUUCAGUGUGUUCUCCUUUUACUUAUGUACAGGACAGCUGCAAGAUGACAUCGUUUGAAUACGGCUACCAGAAUUCUAGACUUUCUAAAUGCCAAGCACAAUCAUUCAGCUUGUUAUGUCAUUGUGCUAAUUGAUUCUUUUGACCUUAGUAGCAUUACUACAUUUAAGUAAGAAAGAAAAAUAAUAGGAAUUCUGAUAGCUAGAAUCAAACGACGUCAACGGCGUGAAAUUAGCCUACUAGUGAUAAGUGAGCUUCUCUGUAGAGAAUGUAAGUAUUUUUUAAUAAUAUUGUCCAAUUUUUGCCUCUAGAACAAUCUAGCAAAUAUACAGUUAUUUUUUCAGUGUUACUGUGGUUUGGAGGUGUCUUUGUUCAUUAUAACCUUUGCAGACUCUAAGCAAAUCUUGUUGAACGGCUUAAUAUAAGAAAUCCCCUCCGCCUUUGUAGAAAUUUCAUGCCCCGUCUCUUUUGUAGCUGAGAUAUUCCAGGAAUGCACAGGGAAUCCCCACUACCAGCAACUACCAACAGAGAAGUUCGCGUGGGAUUUUUUGCGCCUAAAAAUAUCUUAUCUUCGGUGCUUACGUUAUCCAAUCAAAUCGCUUGCAGUUCCAAAUUGGACUUCCAUAUUUGGAAAAUCGAUUGCGCGCUGUUUACAGCCUUCCGCCAUGUUGGAUUUUUGUAGCUUGUGAGUUUGAAAUAGAACGAGAAAGUCACGUAGUUAUACUGUAUUUUUCUUGCUGAUCUUUUAGUCCUGUUUAGAUCACCUGUUUUCCUAGCCAGAUCCGAGUUUAGUUAGUUCAUUCGCUGAUAUUUUCCCCAGGAAAUUCGGAGGCUUUCCAGACCGUGUUCAUGAAUAAUUUAUCGUUCUGCCCCAUUGCUCGUGGUAUCGACACUGUAUCGAAGGUUGAGAAAUAACACAUUUAAAGGUAGGUUUUUGAGCUUUUUACCUGUAUUACAGAAGCAAUAAACAUUAGUUUAAGUAGUGAAAAUCGAUUCAAGGAAAUCGUUGCAGUUAUAGUUUCUAUAUUGAAGAAUUUUCUUGCUUCACCCACAUAAAUAAUUCAUUCAGUUAUUCUGCUCUCUUGAUUUACAGGAUUUAUAGAGGUCAUCAUAAAGUCAUUUCUACAAGAUGUUUUUCGUGCUGUAACGCCAAUUUUGGUAGGAAUAUUUUAUAUGUUUUGCAUUAAGCCGAAUGUGCCGGUCAGUACAGUCAAAGACAGCUCUGCAAAAUAUUUGUCUGAAAAGUAUAUGUGAUUCUUUGUGCGUGUUGUGUGACCUCUGCUGAAGUGUUGUACUUGUUUGUUCUUGUGUGGGUGCAAUUACUAAAAAAGUAAAAACAAAUUCCUGUGGUGUAAUGGUAUCACACUGGACAGCUUUUGUUCAGAAAUUCAGGUUCGACUCCUGACAGGUCUCUUAUAUAUUGCACCUUUUGUGAUCAUGUUAUGUGACCGUGAGAGUAUGGUGUGGCUGACUAGGUCACAUAUAUUAAUUCUAAACUAAUUUCAACGAUACACGUUCAUGAAUCAUCAUUUUGCUAUUUUUGUAAAUUUCUCUAUUUCCUCACACACCAAAUUUUUUAUGGGUUGCAUAAUUAGAGUGUAGGAGUGGUAAACACCUAUUUCCUUUUGGCAAAUGCUUUUUAAUAGGCUAUGAUUCAUGUCCUUGCCUAAUUUGGUGAAAAUUUAUUCCUACAAAAUUUCCUGUUAGCUAUAUAUUUGGCUUACUUUUCCUCAGUAGGUUCAUUUAGUUCAGUUGGUUAGCCUAAACAAUAAGUGCCUUUUUGCCAGACGUGUGUCAACUGUUUUGGAAGCCUUUCUCUUUGAUUUCACAUUGCUUCUCCUAGAAAUGUCCAAGUUGCUACCACAGUUUCAUCACCACGUGCGACAUAUGUUGAGAAAUUUGAACAGGGACUUGAAGCUGUCCAAAUGAAACAGAAAGAACGAGAGAAAACUGCCUCCGCAAAGACUGCAGCUGCUGUAACCCAAUUACUGAACAAAAAUGCCCCACCAUCAUUAGUAGUAAAAAGAGCUCUGGCAUCCAAGUCAGUUCGUCCUAUUGUACGGGCAAAUGUUUCAUCUGCAAGAAGCAGCACCGCUACUGCCAUGGAUAAAAGAACCACUGCUACUGCCACUGCCACGGCAACUGUCAUGACCACUACCACUGCCAAUGUCACCGCAACUAAAAGCACCACAGUCACUUCAAUGGAUACCAUGACCUCUAAUUCCUUUCCUGCUCACGAGGAAUUAACAGAUGCUGAACUGUUGGCGGCUGCUCAACCUAUUGCCUUGUCCUAUACUGAAGGUGUGCCCCAAGUUGAUAAAGUAUUUCUAAUAUAAUAUUUUUAUGGGGAGGUCAUUAUGAGGGUGGCUUUGAGGAAGGAUAGACUGAUAGACUGACUGACUGACUGACUGACUGAAUGACUGAAUGACUGAAUGAAUGAAUGAAUGAAUGAAUGAAUGAAUGAAUGAAUGAAUGAAUGAAUGAAUCAAUGAAUGAAUAAAUGAAUAAGAAACUCACUAAGUAACUAGCUUACUAACUAACUAAAAAAUCAUAAAUAAAGAAAUACAUACAUAAGUAAUCUAAUAAAUCAAUAAAUAUAGCUGAAAUAUUUUUAUUAAUUUAAUUUUUAAUUAAUUAAUUAAAUAAAUUAUAGCUAUGAUAGUUAUGUGUUUGCUAACAGAUAAUUAUGUAUAUGAAUUUUUUUUUGCACCUGCAGAAUACCCUUUGCCAGGUAGCUGGCGCAAAUACUUGCCAGAGGUUGACCACCAGUGGAUAUCAAAAGCACUGGUCAAAUGGUCUGCAACAGGCAAGCCAGAAAUAGCCUACAGCCAGAUAAAUAAGUUGUGGUGGCAUCCUCCUUAA
Messenger RNA from Porites lobata, 4024 nucleotides. Lineage: Eukaryota; Metazoa; Cnidaria; Anthozoa; Scleractinia; Poritidae. The record is from the annotation of a GenBank genome assembly.